AUGCCGCCAAAAAAGAAGUUCGGGCGCCCCAGCACCCAAGCCGUUGCGACGCCGCCAGCCGCCGCCGCGACGCCCGUUCGAGAUGACGAUGCGAUGGACAUAGACACGCCAGCCGCGCCCGGGACCCCAAGUGUGCGGCCCCCCGCCCAACGGCGCGACUCGUUUUCCGAUCCUUGGACCGAUGACCAAAUAGCCUCGCUCUUCAAGGGAGUCAUUCGGUGGAAACCAGCGGGUAGGUCUCUAUCGCAUUUCACACCCUCCUCAGAAAGGCCCACCCGAUUUACAGGUAUGCACAAGCACUUCCGAAUUCUUGCUAUUAGCGAGCAUUUGCGGAACCACGGUUUCGAUCCCGACAUGCUCCCCCACACGCGCGUCUCGGGAAUGUGGGCGAAGCUGCGAGAGUUCUACGAUCUCGACGCCGUCGAUGAGAGAGAGUACAAUAUGGAUCCGCUGGAGGAGGAAGGCCGGCCCCGCCGCUAUCUCGAUUUUAGUCUUCCGUGGGAGGAAUACGGUGACCUGAUGAUUGAAAAGCGGCACGCCCCUCCUAGCGCCGCGCCGAGCAGCCCGCCCCAGUGGGAUCCAACCCAGCCAGCAGGUGGCGCCGAGGGGAAGAAACGAAAACGUGCAGGGACAGAAACAGCCAUGAAGGCGCGGAGCAGCACC
Molecule: messenger RNA, 663 nt
Organism: Lasiosphaeria miniovina
Lineage: Eukaryota; Fungi; Ascomycota; Sordariomycetes; Sordariales; Lasiosphaeriaceae
Product: chromatin modification-related protein EAF7-domain-containing protein
Exons: 2
Biological process (GO): regulation of transcription by RNA polymerase II
Cellular component (GO): NuA4 histone acetyltransferase complex; nucleus
Source: RefSeq, a predicted model, not a curated record